GUCACAAUGAGGGCUGUUACCGCUCUGCUAGUUAGUUUGGUUGCUGUUGCAGCUGUCCCUACAUCCCAAAGGAUUAUUGGUGGUUCACCGACUACCAUCGAUCAAUAUCCUUCUAUCGUGGCUCUGCUGUAUGCAUCAAAUGCAAACGUGUUCAUGCACCAUUGUGGUGGUACACUCCUCAAUAACAGAUCCAUUAUGACCUCUGCCACUUGUACAUACGGUGACCCCACUAGCAGAUGGCGAGUCCGCACAGGCUCUUCUUUUGCGAAUAGUGAUGGCAACACCUAUGGCUUCAGCGCCUUUAUCUACCAUCCCAAUUUCAAUUCCCGAUCUAUGGACUCUGAUAUCGUUAUAUUACGUACCUCCGCUAAUAUUCCGUUCAGCAACGUAGUCCAGCCUGGUUCAAUUGCUGGUGCCAACUAUAACCUUGGUGAUAACGAAGUCGUUUGGGCUGCAGGAUUUGGCUGGACUGGAGAUCAGACUUCUGAACAUCCUGAUCAGCUUCGACACGUUCAGAUCUUGUCUGUAAACCAAGGCAUCUGCCGACGACGCCAUGCCAUAGGAGGUCUCAUGAUCAUCACUGACAACAUGUUGUGUUCCGGUUUUCUCGACGGCGGUGGUCGUGGCAUAUGUUUCGGUGACUUUGGAGGACCUCUCUACCACCACAAUGUGGUUGUUGGUAUCAGCUCGUUUCGCAUCCAUGGUUGUGCCCAUCGACUUUUCCCUGAUGUCAAUACGCGUGUAUCUCGUUUUACUCAGUGGAUCAUAGACAAUGCUUAAACAAUGGUCCUAAAUAAAUUGAUUUUUUGAAUAAA
Helicoverpa armigera (cotton bollworm) is the source of this 815-nucleotide messenger RNA. Its product is annotated as trypsin, alkaline B. NCBI's taxonomy places the organism in Eukaryota, Metazoa, Arthropoda, Insecta, Lepidoptera, Noctuidae. Gene Ontology annotation, molecular function: serine-type endopeptidase activity. The record is from RefSeq and is a predicted model, not a curated record. Gene Ontology annotation, biological process: proteolysis. The transcript has 4 exons. The coding region runs from base 7 to 780 and encodes 257 amino acids.